GCCGACGGCGGAUGACGUGUGACGCAGUCAGUGUAUCUGGAGGAAGCUAGGAAACCUCAGGCGUCGUAGAUAGAUAAACACCCGGGAGAGGUGUGAGCCCAGCGAGCAAACAGCUGUCAGACAACCGAGAGAACAGCUCCAAAGCUCGGACCGAGUCCUCCACACAGCGAGGGUCGACAUGUCGGAGACGUACGACUUCCUGUUUAAGUUCCUGGUGAUUGGCAGUGCUGGGACUGGGAAAUCCUGCCUCCUGCACCAGUUCAUUGAGAACAAGUUUAAACAGGAUUCCAACCACACCAUCGGCGUGGAGUUUGGAUCCAGAGUGGUGAACGUUGCUGGAAAGACAGUUAAGCUGCAGAUAUGGGACACUGCUGGACAGGAACGAUUCCGUUCUGUAACUCGCAGCUACUACAGAGGAGCAGCUGGAGCCCUCCUGGUCUAUGACAUUACCAGCCGGGAGACAUAUAAUGCCCUGACCAACUGGCUGACAGAUGCACGGACACUGGCGAGUCCCAACAUUGUUAUUAUCCUGUGCGGCAACAAGAAAGACCUGGACGCAGACAGAGAGGUGACCUUCUUAGAGGCCUCACGCUUUGCCCAGGAGAACGAGCUGAUUUUUCUCGAGACCAGUGCUCUGACCGGGGAGAAUGUGGAGGAGGGUUUUCUGAAGUGCGCUCGCAUCAUCCUCAACAAGAUAGAAUCAGGUGAGUUAGACCCAGAGAGGAUGGGUUCAGGUAUCCAGUAUGGAGACGCGUCGUUGAGGCAGCUGCGGCAGCCAAGAGGCACCCCCACACAGAAUAAGCAGCAUUGUAAUUGCUAGGGAUCGUGACCCUACGCUCACCUACAGGCCGACGGAGACGGGGCAUCCCCUACAGCUCCAGGUGUUUUUUGGUGUGUCGUCCCUCUCUCUGCGGACUCACACACCUUGGAUCACCUGGACAAAUGAUCGUGGAGAUCACUGCAACCCCUUGACCCCUGACCUCUGGUAAGAGUCACUCCAUCUUACCUGAAGGGGUCAGCCUUGCACCUGUGUCUGGACAGGGAAACCCCUCAUUAUGAACACACUGUGAUCGUAAAGACGGGGAAUCCUCUUCUUCAACAAUCACUUUCUCAAGUCACUGACCAGACAAGGACAAGUCGGGGGUUGUGUAUAUGGGCUGCCCUGCUGUUCUUCUCUCUGUGUUUAUUUUUGUCAUCCUGGUUUCAGUAACAAUUUCAUGCUUUCUGCGUUUGCACGUCAUUGUUUGUAAGUUAUUAUCUGUAAAUUGAGUUGCACCUGUUCAUUGUUCAGACAGUCUGUUGGACUCAUGAUUCGUUUAUCUCCGCUUUUGACUUUUUAUGUUCGAUGAUAUUUCUGUUUUUAUUAGCCAUUAUCUUCACUGUACUUAUAAGUUCAGAGUUGUAUUGAUGGUGACUGAGUUAUAAAGAGUCUAAACAUAGACAGAUUUUGAUUGUGAAAUUUGCAUAUAGAAAUUUAAACCAGAUAUUAUUCAAAUCUUUACGAAGGUUUCCGAGGUUUUGGCUGUUAAUACCUUUUAUCUGAUCUGAAGACUGAGGCAGCUCAUCAGUUAUUUCUGAUUUUUUAAAUUGACACUUAAUUCCUAAUGCAGAACCCAGAUGUGUCACUCUGAUAUGUAGUCUUUUCUUGGUUUGCCUUAAAAGCAUUGUUUUAAUGUAGAGUAUUGGCCUUAGUAAUAUACUUGAUAUUGUGGAUCUACAGUAUAAUAUUCCCAGUCUCCAUGUCUCUAAAGUGUGAUAGGAACUGGUCCCGUCACAUCAUUCUACAUCCACAUAGAGAAAGCUGUGGUUCAGGUUGAAAGCACAAAAAAAGAGAACUAAUGCUCUUUAUUUUAUCCCAAAGUCCCCAAACUCUGUAGAUAUAUGUCUUCAGAUUCAAACCAUGUUCAAGUCUCAGUGUCUCUGCUCCGAUCGCAGUGAAAGACAAACCAAGCGUCUUCAGUCUCUGCAAAACUAAAACUGUUUCUGACUCCUGC
This is a messenger RNA of Pleuronectes platessa (European plaice), 1994 nucleotides long. It is a transcript of the gene rab4b, whose product is annotated as RAB4B, member RAS oncogene family. Gene Ontology annotation, biological process: regulation of endocytosis; Rab protein signal transduction. The transcript is spliced from 8 exons. Lineage: Eukaryota; Metazoa; Chordata; Actinopteri; Pleuronectiformes; Pleuronectidae. Bases 179 to 820 code for a protein of 213 amino acids. Gene Ontology annotation, molecular function: GTPase activity; GTP binding. Gene Ontology annotation, cellular component: endosome. The record is from RefSeq and is a predicted model, not a curated record.